AUGGAGAUGAGUAAAAUUAGGAAGACUAUGAUGAAAGUAAAAAAGAGAACAAUCCAAGCUCUCCUUUAUAUAUCCGAGGACGGAUUUGAUUUAGCAAAGAGUCCUUUUUUUAAUUGUUGUAAAAUAGUGAUAUAUUUUUUAUAAUUGGAGGGAUAUGUUUUUAGUCAAUUCGAAAGUAAACAUUUGAAUUUGUCUGAAAAUAUCUAUCUCUCCAAUUACACUCAAUUGUCACCCUUGACUUUCCUACUGCUGCAAAUUGGGAACGACAUCUUGACAUCUUUCUUCUUUUAUUUCAUAUUUUGUUUGCAUGUCAUAGUUUAUUUGACAUUGAUUAAGAUGUCCCUGGAUUCAGACAUUGCAAAGCCCAAUUACAUUAAGAAAGUAUUGAACCUGUUUUUCAUUAAUUAUCAAUGGAUAUUUGUUACGCCCUUUUAGGAAAUAAGCGUUGGAGUCAUGGUUUGCGGUAAGACGGCCUUCAUAAAGGAUAAUCAAUUCUCACCUAAUUGCACAUCAGAGAAAAAUAAAUUAUUUUAUGUCUUCGGAGUAUUGGGAACUCUUUUUGUGUCACUUUCAGGAUUUUCGAUAUCAUAUUUCUUUAGAAAUUACCAAUUUUAUGAAAAAACAUUUUCGAGAUCUUUUAGUUACACCAAUGUAUUCAGGAUAAUGCUGCAUCAGUUAGUGAUAAUACUUUAUUAUAUCAACUUUCCAGGAAUAGAUUUUGCAAAACAUGCUUUUCAACAAUUAUUGGGGAUGUCCUUAAUUUAUGAUAUCCUCGUGAAUUAACCGUUUGGAUAUUCCUUCGAAGCCAACUUUUACAGUUCUGCCACCUUCACUCAUCAGUACUUCCUAAUUCUCACAUCAGUUUGGAUCUUUAGUCCUGGACUGGAAGACUACUUCAUGUUCUAUACGUUUCUUUUGAUUGCACCUUUGUUGAUUACAUUGUCUAACCAAUUUCAAAAGCGAGAUUAAAUUAAGAUAUGCAAUACUUUCCAAUUGGCCAUUUACAACAACAGGGCUGACAAAUACUUGGAAGAGAUCUACAGGACUGCUGAAGAAAGUGACACAAGCAUCGAGUCAAAAAUAUUGUUUAUUUAAAUCCUUAAUCAUCACAUACAAUUAUGCACUGACAAUUAAUGUUCAUGCAUGUUGAAUGUAUAAAACUUCUUUCAAAAUAAUUCAGUUGAUUACAAACAAUUAAAUUUGUGGACAACAUAUGUUUUCGAGAAAUGUUUACAACUUGCCCUCUUGAAUCGCGAUUAUGAAUUCUAUGAGCAUUUGGCCUUGAAAUAUGUCACCUUUUUAGCAAAGUACAAAAAUAAUCCCAUCAAUGCCUACACUAUUCUGCAAUAGAUAAUGAACAAUUAACAAUCUUAGAAUUUGCAAAUCAAAGGUCGUUAAGUGCAAUCUUCAUCCUUUUAUUUUCUCAACAUCCAAUUCAUCUUAUAGAAACGAAACAGAGCUCAAUUUCAAAAUCAAAACGUUCAUCAUUCUGAAUAAAUCCUCCAGUUAUUGAAGGGUCAUUCAAUCAUCGAAAAUAUAGGGACUCUUCUACAAUAGGAAAUCAGAUCCUUGGCAUUGAUCAAACAACAAUUCUGGGAAGACUAUUACAACAAUAAGAUCUAGACAUUCCAAUAAUUGUUAGAGUAAUUAAAUAAGAUGUAGAAUUAAAUACAUACAGUCUGCACUCUUGUGAAAAUGCUCAGAAGCAAAAAUGUUAAGAAAAAAUAAUUGGUAUUUGAUUGUGUUAGCAUAUUAAAUCUCGAAUUAUUAUUCAAGAUUUGCUCCACCAAUAAUAUUUUAGAAAUCUAUGAGAUCCAACAUCAAAUCUAACAGAUUUUGUUUCUUGAAUAAUAGGAAUUGGAAUCCUUUUUGAAUUUCCACUUUCAGAAUUAACAGAGCAUUGGACUGGUCUCAAAUAUUACACUGAAGAGAAGAGGGGAAUUGUGGAAACCAAAUUAAGCCUUACUUGAAUAAUACUUUAAUGUGAACUUCCAGAUAUCUCAUCUCAAUCAGUUGAUGCCUCCAUUCAUAGCUGAUAUUCACGAUGGAAUCAUUGAGAACUUUAUUCGUAAGGGCUAUAGUUACAAGAUGGAAUAGACUAGCUUGAUAUUUUCUAUUUACGGCGAAGGAUUGAUCCAACCUCUGUAAUUCACUUUGGGAUAUUUCUUUCCCAAAUUUUCCUCUGAUUUUGAGUUCUACUUGAUGGCCUUUUUCAAAAAGAUCGAAAGCAAUUAGAGAGCAGGCAGCACAGAGAAAAGUAAUAUUGGCUACAUAUAUUUUGACAUAAAUCUUAAUGUGUUAGGAGUGAAUGAAGUUGUUUACACUAAGGUAUUCAACCAACAAAGUUUGGAUUUAAACAAAUUGGAAUUAUGUUACAUCAUACCCUCAGUAAUCGAUUCAUUGAUAGCUCAAUAUCAUUUUAUGAUUGAAAGAUAAGUCAGCGAAUUGGUGGACAAUGAUAUCAUUAUGCAGAAACAAUAGGAAUCAUUCUAUGUGCCUAGAGAUCUAAGGAAAAUCUACUAGAUUAAUCAGAAUUGCAGUCUCAAGAACAGGCUGUCCUAAUUGGAGGAUAUCCAGGAUGAUUUACAAAAGGCUAAUCCUUUUGGAGAUCUGAAACAAUAUUAAAUUAGCUAUCAGUUAUUCUCCAAAAUCAUACAUUAUUAGAAGGGCAAUGUUUUGACCAGCAAAGACUUCUUUUUUUUGAAGUUGUAAUUUCUGGAGGAACAAGAUAAUAAAAAUGAUUUUAAAGAUUAAAAGGAUUCAAAAUUACACAAUUAACCUUAAAAUAUCUUAAACACUCCAAAUGGUAGUUCGAUCACUAGUCAAAGUAUAGAAAAUGCCAUACUCGAAUUAGGAUCAUAAAGAUCCAAAUCAAGUAAUUAGUCUCUACUAUAACAAUCAAAUUAAUUUCAUAAUCAAUUAUUGAACAAUAAAAAUAAAAACAUCACCUUAUUAUUUAUUUUAAUCAAUCUGAUCUUUGCCAUUUUCUUUUUGGCUACCUUCAUUAUCAUAAGUUUCAUCAUUUUGAGUAAAUUUUCAAUUGGAAAUUAUUGCAUUUCAACACAAACUCAUGUUUUACGAGAAAUUUCAUCUUUGGGCAGUAUUGUCAACGCCCUUAAUAAUGAACAAAUAUCUACAACCAUCCCAUUAAGUAAAGUCGCAUUACAAUUUGAUUAAUAGAACAUUGUCAUCUCCUCAGAAGAUAAUUUAAAUUUUUAAUAGUAAUUGAUAUCCUAUUUGACCAAUUAAAUUACUACUGUUAUUUAGGAAAGGAAUGUCUAAAUGGAAACUAAGGAAGACCUACAACUCGUUUAUGUAAAUGAGAUGACUGCUAGUAGGAAUGUCCAAAGUCUGUAAAAUGUUUUGAUUUUAAGAUAAAUCAUAUUAACAAGCAUUUAAAAUAAUGAUAUCAGGAGGAAUAUCAAAGAUUUAAGUACUAUUAUUAUUAAUUAUCCUAAACACAUUCAAUACUUAAAUGAAAAUAUCAUCAACUGCUUUAUAGAGUUUGAUAAUUAAUUAAAUUCGUCAACCAACACAUCAAAUCAAGUGAUUAUCAGUCUCUAUGUCUUACUAUUUAUAAUCUUUGUGCUUCAAUUAUUGGUAAUUAACAAGCUCUUUCGUUAACGGAAAUUAAUAUUAAAGCUAUUCACAAGAACAGAUUACAAAGAAGCUUUGUUAGAGUCAGAGAAAUUUAGUGUAAUUUAGAAUACAUUAAGAAACUUAGAAAAUAUUUGGUUAUCCAAAAACAUCUCUGUUUUGCUUCAUUCCAUUAAUUAGAAAUCAUUGAAGGAUGAUGAUGAUCUGGGUUAUUAAUAAAAACAAUCAGACAGAGGGAAAACAAUUAAGUCGGAGAAAAUAGAUAACUUUGACAAUGUGAAAUUUAAAAUAUCGAUAUCUCACCAAUUAUCAAAUUUAUUAAGUCUACUAAUAAUUAUUGGAAUUACAGUAUUCACAUUUGUGUAUAUCAUAUCAUUCCAUGUUCAGAUAGUCAAUUCAUCAUAAAACCUUGAUUAAUACUCCUUCUUUAGUCAAAUUCUAUAGUAGUUUUAUUAUGAUUAUCUGAACUCCUACAGUAACUGCCAAUAUCAAAUGAUGUUUCAAAUGUAUAAGUAUUAAAAAGACUCUCAAUUACUCUAACAAAUAUAUGAGCAGAAUCAAUCUCAAAUUGAUAAUUUAAGCAAGGACUUAGAUCAUUUGAACACUAAUGAAUUUAACACCAUUUUAUUGGCAUCCAAUUAGACCGAUAUAUAAAAUAUACUAUAAAUGAGCGAUGAAAACUUAGAACUAUUUUUUUAGGGAUAUUUGUGUUAAGUCGAUGAGUCAAUAUGUUACUAAGAAAAUAGAGAUCUAGAUUUUCAAUCUGAAUUACUGACUUAUUAUAAUAAGAGUGAGCAUCAAUUGCUUUUACAACAGGGACAAGUGUUUUAUUAAAAUAGUUAAUUGUAUAAUGAGAAUGAUCCUGACGUUAUAAUGGAUAAGAUUGAAAAGAUAAUGACUUCUUCUGAUUAUUUUUUGAAUAAUAUUUGGGGUUUUGAUAUCAUUAAUUAGAGGAUAUCGAAUAGCAUAAUUUAUUUGACAGAACGUAUGACUAAUAAUGUAUAGCAAUCUGGGAAUUCAAUGUUUUUAUUCGCAUUAAUUUUGGGAGUAUUUUAUUUCUUUAUAACAUUGAUUGCACUGUUGCUUUAUGGUAAAUAUUCAAAGAAGUAGAACUAAAUAAUUAGACAUUAUCUAAUAUAGGUACCAUUUGCAACAAUAUUGAAAAAAAACAUUUAUUAAUAGCUGAAAUUUAUAGAUUGA
Messenger RNA from Paramecium tetraurelia, 4797 nucleotides. RefSeq lists its product as uncharacterized. The record is from RefSeq and is a predicted model, not a curated record. Lineage: Eukaryota; Ciliophora; Oligohymenophorea; Peniculida; Parameciidae. The transcript has 2 exons.